CUUGCUUUUACGAGAGAUGGACUCUGUGGUCUGUGGAAUGAAAUGGUCAAAGAUGGGGAAAUCGUAUACACUGGAAUAGAAGUUAUCCAAAGUGGUGAAGCAUCUCCACGAAAAGAUGAAAGCACUGAAGGUCAGACUGGAUCAAAGAAAGAAGAUCAAAAUGACAAAGAGAGGAAAGAUGAAGAUGAUACACCACUGCCUACCUAUAGAGCCAAAUCAAUUGUUGAGAGUUGGAUUUGGGGAAAACAACCAGAUGCGAAUGAGCUGAAAGAGUGCCUUUAUGUACUUGUAAAGGAGCAGCAGGUCCUAGCCAAGAAGACUGCCACCACAACUCUCUCUGCUCUCAGGCUAAAACAGAGGCUUGCUAUAUUAGAACGCUAUUUUAUCGCAUUGAAUAGGAGUGUUCUUCUGGAGAAUGUCAAGGUUAAGAGGAAAAGCAGCAAUAUCCCAUUGCCCAUGGUGGAUAAGAAAAGUCCUAGAUCUGUAAGCAAAGGUGUUGAAGGUCUUGCCCGAGUAGGAUCCAGAGCGGCCCUUUCUUUCGCAUUUGCAUUCCUACGGCGAGCUUGGAGAUCAGGUGAGGAUGCAGAUCUUUGCAGUGAAUUGUUACAAGAGUCCCUAGAUGCCCUACGAGCCCUAUCAGAAGCAUCCCUGUUUGAUGAAGGAACAGUAUCCUCUGUAUGGUUGGAGGUUGUGGAGAGAGCAACUAAAUUUCUAAGAGACAUCCAUGGAGCUCCAGGUUUAAAAGGAUCAGGAAGCAUUCCACUGCAAGACCAGCACUUAGCACUUGCUAUAUUACUGGAAUUGGCUGUUCAGAGAGGCACACUUAGCCAAAUGUUGUCUGCUGUGAUACUGUUGCUUCAACUCUGGGAUAGUGGUACAAGAGAAACAGAUAAUGAACGCUCAGCACAGGGAACCAGUGCCCCACUCCUUCCUUUGUUGCAGAGAUUUCAGAGUAUAAUUUGUAACAAAGAGAUGAACAAUACCGAAGAGGAAAUUCAGAUGUUGGCUUAUCCACUAAGUCCAAAUGAAAACUUCCUAAGGUACCUAAUACUGCCACAGGACAAUGAGCUAGCAAUUGAUUUAAGGCAAACAGCGGUUGUGGUUAUGGCUCACUUGGAUCGCCUGGCCACUCCCUGCAUGCCUCCUCAGUGUAGCUCUCCGACAUCUCACAAGGCUUCUUUGCAGGAGUUUAUAGCAUGGGGAUUAAUAGGAUGGAAAUAUUACGCUAAUGUCAGUGGUCCAAUUCAGUGUGAAGGACUUGCCAAUCUUGGAGUUAUACAGAUUGCUUGUGCAGAGAAGCGUUUUCUGAUCUUGUCCAAAAAUGGGCGUGUUUAUACACAAGCCUACAAUAGUGACACAUUGACCCCACAACUUGUACAGAGCCUUGCUUCUAGAAAUAUUGUUAAGAUUGCGGCACACUCAGAUGGACACCACUAUCUGGCUUUGGCUGCAACUGGAGAAGUCUUCUCUUGGGGUUGUGGAGAUGGUGGGCGACUGGGCCAUGGAGAUACUGUGCCUUUAGAAGAACCAAAGAUGAUUUCUGCUCUUUCUGGGAAGCAGGCUGGAAAACAUGUUGUACAUAUCGCCUGUGGAGGCACCUAUAGUGCUGCAGUAACAGCUGAUGGAGAAUUGUACACAUGGGGCCGAGGAAACUAUGGCAGACUGGGUCAUGGUUCCAGUGAAGACCAGACAAUCCCAGUGUUGGUUACUGGCCUGAAAGGAUUGAAAGUGAUUGAUGUAUCCUGUGGGAGCAGUGAUGCCCAGACUCUUGCUGUAACUGAAAAUGGUCAAGUAUGGUCUUGGGGAGAUGGAGAUUAUGGGAAAUUAGGAAGAGGUGGCAGUGAUGGCUGCAAAACUCCCAAGCUGAUUGAAAAACUUCAGGACUUGGAUGUUGUUAAAGUACGCUGUGGCAGUCAGUUCUCACUUGCCCUAACAAAAGAUGGACAGGUAUACUCCUGGGGAAAGGGAGACAAUCAGAGGCUUGGGCAUGGAACAGAAGAACAUGUUCGUUAUCCCAAACUGCUGGAAGGCUUGCAAGGAAAAAAAGUUAUAGAUGUAGUAGCUGGUUCUACUCACUGUUUAGCCCUCACAGAAGAUAGUGAGGUCUAUAGCUGGGGAAGCAAUGAUCAGUGCCAGCAUUUUGACACUUUGAGGAUUACUAAACCAGAGCCAACUGCUCUUCCUGGAUUAGAUUCAAAGCACAUUGUUGGUAUUGCCUGUGGACCAGCCCAGAGCUUUGCCUGGUCAUCUUGUUCAGAAUGGUCAAUUGGUUUACGUGUACCCUUUGUGGUAGAUGUUUGCUCAAUGACAUUUGAACAACUGGAUCUCUUACUGAGACAAGUUACAGAAGGAAUGGAUGGCACUUCUGACUGGCCACCUCCACAGGAGAAAGAAUGUAUGGCUGUGGCUACUUUGAAUCUUCUAAGGCUGCAGCUUCAUGCUGCAAUUAGUCACCAAGUCGACCCUGAAUGCCUUGGUUUGGGAUUGGGCAGUGUCUUGCUCAACAGCCUGAAGCAGACGGUAGUGACUUUAGCAAGUAAUGCUGGUGUGCUUAAUACUGUACAGUCAGCAGCCCAAGCAGUGUUGCAAAGUGGGUGGUCGGUGUUGCUACCAACUGCAGAGGAACGCGCAAGAGCUCUUUCGGCACUUUUACCCAGUGCAGUUUCAGGGAAUGAAACAAAUGUGAGUCCAGGUCGUAGAUUUAUGAUUGAUCUGCUGGUUGGAAGUUUGAUGGCUGAUGGGGGUCUAGAAUCUGCACUGAAUGCUGCUAUUACUGCAGAAAUUCAGGAUAUUGAGGCAAAAAAAGAAGCUCAGAAAGAAAAGGAAAUCGAUGAGCAGGAAGCAAAUGCAUCAUCACUUCACAGAAACAAGACACCGUUAGAUAAAGACCUCAUUAAUACUGGGAUCUAUGAAUCUGCAGGAAAGCAAAGCUUGCCUUUGGUUCAGUUAAUUCAGCAGUUAUUGAGGAACAUUGCUUCACAAACAAUUGCUAAAUUGAAAGAUGUGGCUCGUCCUAUUUCUUCUUGUUUAGACCAUGAACAUUACAAUAAAGAAAGGUCUGCUUCUUUGGACUUACUGCUGCGUUUUCAGCGCUUACUUGUUAGUAAGUUAUAUCCAGGAGAUCAUGUUGGACAGGUCCCUAAUACAUACAGUCCUGAGCUUCUAGGAGUUGGUUCUCUGCUGAAGAAAUACACAGCCCUUCUGUGUACACACGUUGGGGAUAUUUUGCCUGUAGCAACUAGCAUUGCUUCUACUAGCCAUAGGCAUUUUGCAGAAGUAUCUCGUGUUGUAGAUGGCGACUUAACAGGUGUUCUCCUUCCAGAGUUAGUGGUAUCUGUAGUACUCCUUCUCAGUAAAAAUGCUGGGCUUAUUCAGGAAGCUGGAGCGAUUCCUUUAUUGGCUGGCUUAUUAGAACACCUGGACAGAUUUAGCCAUUUGGCUCCUGGUAAAGAGAGAGAUGACAAUGAAGACUUAGCUUGGCCUGGAAUAAUGGGUACAUUCUUUACAGGACAGAAUUGCAGAAAUAAUGAGGAAGUGACACUUAUACGAAAAGCUGACUUGGAGAACCACAAUAAAGAUGGUGGCUUUUGGACAGUGAUUGAUGGCAAAGUGUAUGAUAUAAAAGAUUUCCAAACCCAGUCAUUAACAGGGAGUGGUAUACUUGCCCAGUUUGCAGGAGAAGAUCCAGUUGUUGCUCUGGAGGCAGCUUUGCAGUUUGAGGAUACAAGAGAAUCAAUGCAUGCCUUCUGUGUUGGCCAAUAUAUGGAGCCUGAUCAGGAGGUGAUCACAACACCAGAUACUGGCAGUCUCUCAUCACCCCUCAUAGACACUGAAAGAAAUUUAGGCCUGCUUCUUGGACUACAUGCUUCCUAUCUAGCAAUGAGUACACCACUUUCUCCAGUGGAGAUUGAAUGCGCCAAAUGGUUGAAGUCUUCUAUUUUUUCUGGAGGCUUGCAAACUAGUCAGAUACAUUAUAGUUAUAAUGAAGAAAAGGAUGAAGACCACUGUAGCUCUCCUGGUAACACCACACCAAACAAAUCAAAACUGUAUUCCCAUCGACUAACUUUGAGUGAUCACUCACAGCCUUUUCUGCAAGCUAUUGCAGACAACAAUAUUCAGGAUCACACUGUGAAGGACUUCCUAUGUCAAGUCGAGAGGUACUGCAAACAGUGUCACCUGACAACGCCAAUUACAUUCCCUCCUGAGCACCCAGUGGAAGAAGUAGGACGUCUGCUGUUAUGUUGCCUUCUAAAGCACGAGGAUUUAGGUCAUGUAGCACUUUCUCUUGUUCAUCCUGUUAUGCUUGGAGUUGACCAAGUUAAACACCGAACACUUCCAAAAUCUGUAGCAGAUGUUUGUCGUGUUGUCUAUCAAGCAAAAUGUUCACUGAUCAAAACUCAUCAAGAACAAGGAAGAUCUUACAAAGAAGUUUGUGCUCCUGUUAUUGAACGUUUGAGAUUUCUCUUCAAUGAACUGCGUCCAGCAGUAUGCAAUGAUCUCUCCAUCAUGUCCAAGCUUAAAAGUCUUAGUUCUUUGCCCCAAUGGAGAAGGGUCGUUCAGAAGAUAAUUAGAGAUAAGAGAAAAAAGAGAGCUCCUAAAAAAUUGGAAUCUUCUGAUGUUGAAGGAUCCAAAAUUGGAAAUGAGGAAAGUGAUUUGGGAGAGUCAUGUGUGAUACCUCACAGUCCAGUGACAGCUGAUAAAAGGCCCUUGUCUGUCAAAUCACCUAAGGAUAAAUGGCAGCCACUGAUAAAUACAGUCACAGGUGUUCACAAAUACAAAUGGCUUAAGCAAAACGUCCAAGGUUUAUAUCCCCAGUCUGCUUUACUGAACACCAUAGUUGAAUUUGCUUUAAAAGAAGAACCGGUUGAUGUAGAAAAAAUGAGGAAGUGCUUACUGAAGCAGCUAGAGCGAGCUGAAGUUCGAUUAGAGGGGAUUGAUACAAUUCUAAAGUUGGCCGCCAAAAACUUCUUGCUGCCUUCUGUGCAAUAUGCUAUGUUCUGUGGAUGGCAAAGACUUAUUCCAGAAGGAAUUAAUAUAGGAGAACCUUUAACAGACUGCUUAAAGGAUGUUGAUCUGAUUCCGCCCUUCAACCGUAUGCUCCUGGAAGUUACCUUUGGGAAGCUGUAUUCAUGGGCUGUUCAAAAUGUUAGAAACAUCUUGCUUGAUGCUAAUAGCAGAUUUAAAGAAUUAGGGAUCCAGCCUGUUCCUCUGCAGACUAUAACCAAUGAGAAUCCUGCAGGACCAAGUCUUGGAACUAUCCCACAAGCACGUUUCUUACUGGUCAUGCUUAACAUGUUAACUUUACAACAUGGUGCAAAUACCUUGAAUCUUCUUCUCAAUACUGGCAUGUUGGCAUUAAUGCAGACCACACUGAGGCUGAUAGGGCCUAGCUCUGAUAAUGUGGAAGAAGAUAUGAUUGCUGCAUCCCGGGGUGCUUCUGCUACAGUCCUAGAAGAAUCCAGGAAGGAGAGCACUCCAGUUCAGCUUCCUGUUUCAGGACCAGAAUUGGCAGCCAUGAUGAAGAUUGGUACUAGAGUGAUGAGAGGAGUAGACUGGAAGUGGGGUGACCAGGAUGGGCCUCCUCCAGGUUUGGGACGGGUAAUUGGAGAAUUGGGUGAAGAUGGCUGGAUUCGAGUACAGUGGGACACUGGCAGUACCAAUUCUUAUCGGAUGGGAAAAGAGGGGAAGUACGAUCUCAAGCUAGCUGAACCUCCUCCUGCUUCACAACCUGCAAUUGAAGAUUCUGACACUGAGGAUGAUUCUGAAGGAGAACAUGCUGAAAGAAAUCUCCAUCCUACUUCCAUGAUGCUGACCAGCACAGUGAAUCUUCUGCAAACUCUCUGCCUUUCUGCUGGCCUUCACGCUGAAGUAAUGCAGAAUGAAGCAACAAGAACUUUGUGUGGAUUGCUCCGUAUGCUGGUAGAAAGUGGCACGACAGAGAAAACAUCCUCCUUGCCAAAUACAUUAGUUAACAAAGAGCAGCACCGGAGCUGGUGUACAUUGGGAUUCAUCCGAAGUAUAGCACUAAUGCCUCAAAUGUGCAGCACUCUUAGUACGUCACAGUGGAUAACGCUGCUAAUGAAAAUUGUAGAGGGACAUGAUUCAUUCACUGCUGCAUCUCUCCAACGACAGAUCCUUGCCGUGCAUUUAUUACAAGCAGUACUUCCUUCUUGGGAUAAAACAGAAAGGUCACGGGAUAUGAAAUUCCUCGUGGAAAAAUUGUUUGGGUUUUUGGGUUGCUUGCUUACUACCUGCUCUUCAGAUAUCCCACUGCUCAGAGAAUCUACUCUGAGGAGGAGGAAAGCCAGGCCUCAGGCCUCUCUGACUGCAACUCACAGCAGUACCUUAGCUGAAGAGAUUGUUGCUCUGUUGAGGACCUUGCAUUCAUUGAGCCAGUGGAAUGGACUCAUAAACAAGUAUAUCAACUCUCAGCUAACCUCCAUCACCCACAUCUUUGCAGGAAAAGAGUCAGAAGGGGCUGCUUUGGAAGGCUGUUUCCCUGAUUCUGAGACUCCAGAAGUGGGAGGCCUGAUGGCAGUUUUGGCAGUUAUUGGUGGAAUAGACAGUCGGUUGCGGUUAGGCGGCCAAGUAGUUCAUGACGAAUUUGGAGAAGGCACAGUGACAAGAAUUACUCCAAAAGGGAAAAUCACAGUGCAGUUUUAUGACAUGAGAACCUGCAGAGUUUGUCCUUUCAGUCAGCUAAAACCAGUCCCUGUGAUUCCAUUUAAUGUGAAUAACUUGCCCUUCACUGAACCCAUGCUUUCUGUCUGGGCCCAGUUGGUAAAUCUGGCUGGAAGCAAAGUUGAAAAACACAGAAUGAAAACUCCCAACCAGGGCCUUUCUGGACAAAUAGACUUGGAUCUGUUGAGAUGCCAGCAAUUAAAACUAUACAUAUUAAAAGCAGGCCGAGCUCUGCUUUCUUACCAGGAUAAAUUAAGGCAGAUCUUAUCUCAACCAGCGGUACAAGAUGCUGGCACAGUUCCCACAGAUGAUGGUGCAGUGGCAUCACCUGAGGUGGGAGACAUGUCUCCCGAAGGGCCUCAGCCUCCCAUGAUCCUCUUGCAGCAACUGUUGACGGCAGCAACACAGCCAUCUCCAGUAAAAGCAAUAUUUGAUAAACAAGAGCUUGAGGCUGCUGCACUGGCUGUAUGUCAAUAUCUGGCCGUAGAAUCUGCGCAUCCUUCAACUCCAGUCUUUGAAGAAUGUAGCUCCAGUGAAGCUACAACACCUGUUACAGUCCAGCAUAUCAGACCUGCAAAAGUAAAAAAAUGCAAAGUAUCUCCUAUUCCACCACUCCCAAUUGUUGUACAGCUUAUGGAAAUGGGAUUCCCUAGAAAGAAUAUUGAGUUUGCAUUGAAAUCACUGUCAGGAACCUCUGGAAGUGCUUCUGGAUUACCAGGGGUAGAAGCCUUGGUGGGCUGGCUUUUGGAUCAUCCUGAUGUUCAAAUUACCGAUUUCUCAGAUGGUGACACUAUAUCUGAUGAAUAUUCAGACGAUGAAGUGUCAGAAGAAGUAGAAGAAGCAGAAGCUGCAUAUCCAGUGUCUGCUGUUGUAACAGAAAGCCAGACAUAUAAGAAAAGAGCUGAUUUCCUAAGUAAUGAUGAUUAUGCAGUAUACGUCCGGGAGAAUAUUCAGGUGGGGAUGAUGGUUCGAUGUUGCAGAACAUAUGAGGAAGUUUGUGAGGGAGAUGUGGGUAAAGUUAUAAAAUUGGAUCGUGAUGGGUUGCAUGAUCUCAACGUGCAGUGUGACUGGCAACAAAAAGGUGGCACGUACUGGGUCAGAUAUAUCCACGUUGAACUGAUAGGAUUCCCACCACAAAGCUCUCCGUCACACAUAAAGAUUGGUGAUAAAGUUCGUGUAAAAACUUCUGUAAUGACGCCCAAAUACAAAUGGGGAUCUGUUACCCACAGAAGUGUGGGUGUAGUGAAAGCUUUUAGUGCCAAUGGUAAAGAUGUUAUUGUUGACUUCCCUCAACAAUCUCAUUGGACUGGAUUAUUGUCAGAAAUGGAACUAGUUCCCAGUAUCCACCCAGGUGUUACGUGUGAUGGCUGUCAGAUGUUCCCUAUUAAUGGACCUAGAUUUAAAUGCAGAAACUGUGAUGAUUUCGAUUUCUGUGAAACCUGCUUCAAAAGUAGGAAACAUAACACAAGACACACUUUCGGCAGAAUAAAUGAACCAGGUCAGUCUCCAGUAUUUUGUGGUCGCUCUGGAAAGCAGUUAAAAAGACGUCAUAGUAGCCAGCGAGGCAUGCUGCUUGAUGACUGGUCCAGAAUUGUUAAAAAUUUGAAUGUGUCAUCUUCUGUGAAUCAAGCUUCACGGUUGAUUGAUGGAAGUGAACAGUGUUGGCAGUCUUCUGGCUCCCAAGGAAAGCAUUGGAUACGCUUGGAAAUUUUUCCUGAUGUCCUGGUACACAGACUGAAGAUGAUAGUGGACCCUGCAGACAGCAGUUACAUGCCUUCUUUAGUUGUGGUCUCAGGUGGCAGUUCUUUAAAUAACCUCAUAGAGUUGAAGACUAUCAAUAUUAAUCCUACAGAUACAACAGUUCCACUUCUUGGUGAUUGCACAGAAUAUCACAGGUAUAUUGAGGUGGCUAUUAAGCAGUGCAGGAGUUCUGGUAUCGAUUGCAAAAUACAUGGCCUGAGUAUACUAGGACGUAUCCGAGCAGAGGAUGAAGACUUAGCUGCAGUUCCUUUUCUUGCUUCUGAUAAUGAAGAAGAAGAUGAUGAUAAAGCAAACACUGGGAGUCUUGUUAGAAAGAAGACUACAGGCCUAGAAUCUGCAGCUUCAAUUAGGACCAAAGUCUUUGUCUGGGGCCUAAAUGAUAAAGAUCAGCUGGGAGGAUUGAAAGGUUCUAAGAUCAAAGUGCCUUCUUUUUCUGAAACUCUGUCUGCUUUGAAUGUGGUGCAAGUAGCGGGCGGUUCUAAAAGUCUUUUUGCAGUGACCGUGGAAGGUAAAGUGUAUGCCUGUGGAGAGGCCACGAAUGGAAGGCUUGGAUUAGGCCUCUCAAGUGGAACAGUUCCUAUUCCCCGACAGAUUACUGCUCUCAGUAACUAUGUAGUCAAGAAAGUAGCUGUUCACUCAGGUGGUCGCCAUGCUAUGGCUUUAACUGUUGAUGGCAAGAUAUUCUCCUGGGGAGAAGGAGAUGAUGGGAAACUUGGACACUUCAGUAGAAUGAACUGUGAUAAACCAAGACUGAUAGAAGCAUUGAAAACAAAACGUAUCCGAGAUAUUGCCUGUGGCAGUUCUCAUAGUGCUGCUAUUACUUCAAGUGGAGAAUUAUAUACAUGGGGGCUUGGUGAAUAUGGUCGACUAGGACAUGGGGACAAUACUACACAACUUAAACCAAAGAUGGUUAAGGUGCUUCUUGGCCAUAGGGUCGUUCAAGUUGCUUGUGGAAGCAGAGAUGCUCAGACUCUGGCUUUAACAGAUGAGGGUCUAGUAUUUUCCUGGGGAGAUGGAGAUUUUGGAAAACUGGGUCGAGGAGGAAGUGAAGGAUGCAACAUUCCUCAGAACAUUGAACGGCUGAAUGGACAGGGAGUUUGCCAGAUUGAAUGUGGAGCUCAGUUCUCUUUAGCUCUUACGAAGUCUGGGGUAGUGUGGACAUGGGGCAAAGGAGACUACUUCAGGCUAGGACAUGGUACUGAUGUUCAUGUACGAAAACCCCAAGUAGUAGAAGGUCUGAGAGGAAAGAAGAUAGUACAUGUAGCUGUGGGUGCUCUUCAUUGCUUAGCCGUCACAGACACUGGGCAGGUAUAUGCUUGGGGUGAUAAUGACCAUGGACAGCAAGGCAAUGGGACUACCACAGUCAACAGAAAGCCCACUCUGGUGCAGGGUUUAGAAGGCCAGAAAAUAACCCGUGUUGCAUGUGGAUCUUCCCAUAGUGUGGCUUGGACAACAAUGGAUGUUGCUACACCCUCCGUUCAUGAGCCAGUUCUCUUUCAAACAGCAAGAGAUCCUUUAGGCGCAUCUUAUUUAGGUGUUCCAUCAGAUGCUGAUUCUUCUGCUUCUAGUAAUAAAAUCAAUGGUAUAAACAGCUCUAAAUCUAACCGACCUUCACUUGCUAAGAUCCUUUUGUCAUUAGAUGGAAAUCUUGCCAAGCAGCAGUCAUUAUCUCAUAUACUGACAGCAUUACAGAUCAUGUAUGCUAGAGAUGCAGUGGUUGGAGCACUGAUGCCUGCAAGUAUGAUUGCACCAGUGGAGUGUUUGUCCUCAUCUCCUGCACCCCCUCCAGACCUUGCUUCCAUAGGCAGUGCUCCUAGUAUGGAUGAAAGCAUGAUCGGAAUUGAUGCAGAGGAGAGACAGAGCCCAACACCUUGGCAAGACAGGAGGGCAGAG
Molecule: messenger RNA, 10335 nt
Organism: Python bivittatus (Burmese python)
Lineage: Eukaryota; Metazoa; Chordata; Lepidosauria; Squamata; Pythonidae
Source: RefSeq, a predicted model, not a curated record